AUGCCAUCAGCAGCGCGCUCGGCGGCUAAUCCGGAGGCGACCUGGUCGGGGCAUGACGGUUUGGGUGUGAUCGAGGCUUUGGCGCAAAGUAUGAGACAGAUUCAGGAGCUCCAAGUGAAGGCGCUUACCAAGGAGGAUGCAAGUGAUGACGCUCCUGAGGCCGUGAAGACUGCAAUGACAACUCUACCAGUGCUAGGGCUACCUGAAGGAGAUCAAGGUGGACUUCAGUUUCAGGACUGGAUGAUUCAGGUUACAACGUCGAUGCAGGAUCUCUCAGCAAGCUCUGGGUCGUGGUGGGAAGCAAUCAAGGAGACGGUGGUUCAGGCCUACAACCGCUGGUUGAGUGCUGCGCCCUUGGAGCGCCUCAGCAUUGAGCCAGGAGGUUCAACAAAUUUGGUGCUGGGAAAGUAUGUCCGCAUCAAUGCUAGGGCAUGUGCAAUGGUGGUGCAAGCGGUUCCAGAGUCUGUCAAGUCUGAUCUGAUUGCAAGACGAGCGACCCAAAGUAUGCCGCUGUUAUUGUUCAGGUUGUUUACAGUAUAUCAGCCUGGAGGAGCCGGAGAGCGUACAGUGAUUUUGCAGCGGUUGCAAGGAAGUGAUGUAGCUGCGAGCACAGAAGAGUGCCUACGACAACUCAGGGCAUGGCCACGCUGGGUUCAACGAUGCAAGGAUAUGGGCAUGGCAGUUCCAGACGGUACAGUAUUGGCGCGGGGUCUCACGACUCUUACUUCUUCCACAAUAACAAAGGUUCCCGACGCCAUGUUCCGAACGCAGUUGGUAAGGGCUACGUUGAGGAUAGAUCAGCAGCCGGCCCUGGAGGAUGUGAUGAAGUAUCAGCAGCACCUUCAAGCGGAAGUAGAAAACAUUGCUGGUUCGGUGGUUGUGGGCUCUCAGCCAAAGCUAAGGGCAGCGGCAGUGGGAGGAAGCCCUACUUCGGCGGCGAGCUCAAAGCCGGAAUGCAAGUACUUUAUGAAGCCAACAGGAUGUCGUCGCGGAGCCAAAUGCCCUUACUGUCACGAUAUGAACGCACUUCCGAAGGCUGAGCGGGCUAGGAAGUGCCUCACCUGUGGUGCAGAAGACCACCGGCAUCGCGAUUGCCCUACACGGAUUCCGAGACUGAAUCCGGCCAAAUCUCAACCCGGUGGUGAGUCGCCGAAGGGACGUGGCCGCGGAGGAGAACCUGAGUCGGAGACUUCUCCAAAGGGAGUUGCGAGUGUCGAGGUGGCGCAAGGGCAGGUUUUGUCGUGGGAGGCCAUUCUUCAAGCAGCGGCGCAGGUUGCAGGAUCCGCGCCUACGGAGCCAAAGGCGCCUUCUAUGCGGGUGUUGUCAAUCCGGGGUCCGGGUCCAGGUGAUGGAGAUGGAGCCUACGCUCUGGUGGAUUCUGGAGCAACUCACCCGCUGCGUAGGGCACGAUGCAAUGAGGAAUGGAAUCUGGCAAGUCCGGUGGUGGUACAUCUGGCAGGAGGAGAAGUGAUCGAGUUGCGCAUCAAUGAAGCGGGGACUUUGCUAGUUCCGAUGGCUGGCUCGACCCGAAGCUCUUCCACGGCACCGAUUGUACCUCUGGGAUCGCUAGUUGGGGUGCUUGGUUACAAGAUGGAGUGGUAUGGCUCGAGGUGCAGACUUACGGGUCGCGAAGGUGAUGUUCUAAAUCUAAGAGUCCGUGAUGGUUGUCCAGAGAUUACCGAGCGCCAGGCACUGGACCUGAUCUCUCGCAUCGAGGACAAGAAGCUCGAGGACCUCAGAAAUGCAACAACUCAGACCAGAAGUACUGUGAGGGCAGCGGCAAUGGCCUUGAACAAGUCGUGGUUUGAUCAUCUGAUCUCAUAUUGUCGGUCUGGGAUUGGAGCAGAGGCCCUUCGUGCAAUUCAGGAUGCGCCAUUCUUUCAGGAUCUACCCCGAGAAGCUCUUCAGGGACUAAGUGAAGCUGAUCCCAUAGACAACGGGUGGGAUGCUCUGAAAGGACUUCAGCACUUGAAUCGUAGAACAAGGAGAAGGUUGUGGCAGUCCAAGAAUUGGGUAGUGCAUCUGUUCGCUGGAAAGAAGCCAAACGAUGAGGUGAUGUUCUUGGAGAGACAAGGCUUUGUGGUUCUCGAGCUAGACUUGGAGCGAGGAAAAUCGCAUGACCUUUGCAACCCGUUGGUGUGGAGAGCUGUCGAGUGGGGUGCAAGAAAUGGGCGCGUUUGCUCAGUGAUUGGUGGUCCCCCGCAGUCAACCUUUAUGUUGAGGAGGUCGAUGGCCCAUGGACCCGAGGCACUAAGGAGCAAUGAUUACCCGUAUGGUGGAUGGUAUGGGCAGUCUACGAAGGACAUACAGCUGGUAAACAAGCACACCGGACUGUUUGCAAAGAUGAUAUACCUCCAUGCGCUUGCAACUGCUGGAAGAUGUGAAUAUCCUGGGGAACCAGGAGAUCUCAAGGAAGUGGGCUUUAUGCUUGAGCAGCCUCGGGAUCCAAGGAGAUACCUUCAACUUACGGACCCUUUAGCUGAGGACGCGGAUUUCUCCGAGGUGGUCUCCAUUGCAAUCCGAGAACAACGAGUACGCCCAAGGAUGCUGAAGAUGUCAGCGGAGCAAUGGAAGGAGCACGUAAGGAAGGGACACUUGCCUUUUCGAUCCGAUUGUAUGACCUGCGUGGCAGCCGGGGCUACUGGACGAAGACAUGCUCGGGUUGAGCAUCCCACUUGCUUCGUUCUGUCGGCAGAUGUGAGUGGACCUCUCAAAGUCCCGGGUUUGGACGCAGAUGCACGAGGUGCCUUCCCAAAGCCCCACAAGUAUAUGUUCGUGGCUAAGCUGAAGAUUCCAAGGACGUUUGUGGAUGAUGGGAGAGGCUCCGCUGUCGAGUAUGAUCCGGGUGAGUUGGAGGUUAGUGUGCCACCGGAGGAGGAUUCCUUCGACUAUGAGGACCCUGAGCCUGCUAGCGGAGUGGGAGCUGUUCCAGGAGGGCAAGAAGACGACGAAGCAGCUGAUGAAGAUAGCGGAGAAGAUCAGCCAAGGAAGCGCGGCGAACAUGACGAUGAACUGGACGUUACAGGCCCAGACACAGUGAACCUCCUGUUUGCUACGGCGCUUCAGGACAAUAAGGGUGCGACGGUCUUAGAGGCGAUCCAGGAUGUGGUUAUGUAUUGCUGGAGUUUGAACAUACCGAUUGUGCGCUUUCACUGUGAUCGUGGAAUGGAGUUCUAUGCCAAGGCGACGAGACAAUGGAUCAAAUACCACGGGAUGAGGUUUACUACCAGUGAAGGAGGUCUACACCAGCAGAAUGGUAUGGUUGAAAAUGCAGUGAGGUAUGUCAAGCAGCGGGCCAGAACUUUGCUAAUAGGAGCGAAGCUUCCGCAGAGACUAUGGCCACAAGCAGUUGGGAUGGCGGUGUCUAUGCAAAGGGCUUCGGUUCUGGGCAUGGAAACUCGUCUAGCUGCACCAUUUGGUGCCAAGGUGCUCGUGCGGAGGAGGGAGUAUGGUGGAGCCGCGGAGCCAGGGAAGCCUGAUGAUCUAGCGCCAAGAUGGUUGGAAGGUAGAUACCUGGGUCUUUCGGAAACAGUUCGUCGAGGUCACGUGGUGUAUUUGUCUGGGGAUGAUGGGGAAAAGUUUGUACAUACUGUGAAUGUGAGGGUAGGCCUUGAAGAUCAACCGGGGCCUGAACUGGAUGUGGAAGCUGAUCUACCUGGACCCCCUAGCAGGAGACUUCGUGGCAAGGCGAGUGGCAGUGGAGAUGUGGUUGCAGUCUCAAAGGCACAAGUGGUAGUUGGAAGCGAGGACCUGGAGAAAAGGGCCAGGAAAUUGCUGGAGGAUUGGUCGCAGGAGGAGGCUGAGGAGUUGAUGGUUCAGAUUGCUUUGAGUUUGAGUCCUGCGGAAAGGGUCUAUGGGGUUUUCCGACAUGGAGGGCGCGUGGGUUUGACCAAGGCAACCUAUGAUCGUCCGUGGAUAGCAAGAGUUUUCGUGAAGGCUUUGAGACAAAGGUGUCUGGAGGCUGAGUUUACGGCUUUGUACCUUUCUGUGAACACUACACGAGAAAUUCAUGUGGAUUGCAACAAUCUUACUGGAAUGCAGAACUAUGUCUACCCGAUUGCAAUGCCACCCCGAGGAGGAGAUCUGUGGAUGGAGCUUCGUGAUGGUGAUGUUGUUCAAGGAAAAAUAAUCGAGAUGAUGGACCAGAACAAGAAGCCUAGGUUUGGAUGCAUACAACCGCUUACAAGUGGAACUGUUAUCUCGUUCAAUCCUCAUCGUCGACAUGCGGUGUUGCCGUGGAAAGGCAUGAGGGUGGUGGUAGUUGGUUACACACCGGGAGUACCACAGAACCUCUCAGGACCAGAACGAGCAGUGCUGGCAGAGCUUGGUUUCCCAAUUCCAGCUGAGGUUGAAAUGACGUCGCCAAUGGUCGCUCUUCGGGUUUUUUCAGUGUCACAGAUAAAGUAUGAGAGCACUGUCCAGGAGGAGAAGGCCGUUGUGGAUGAGGAGAACAGUGUGUUGGUGUCGGAUGGCUCAACGCUCCAUGAGAGAGGUGUGGAAAGCCUUCAGGAUUGGGAUGAGAGCUGGCAAUGCCAAGUACAAGGGGCAGAGGAGUUAGAGCAUUGGGAUAUGUUUCUACCACUUGAGGAUGGUGACCCCAGGCAAGUUCCCAAAGUUCUGAUUGCUUCGUGUGAUGGAGUUCCAGUGCUGGCAAAGACGGAAGUCACUUAUACAGCUGGGAUUGAAGAACUUCUUCAUUCACUGAAGUCUCCGUUGACAGUGGUGCACAAUGUUGAUCCGUCCGAGGCAGCUUCUUCCUUUUCCGAGUGGGUCAAGCCAGCAAUGAAGGAGAUUUCUUCCUUUGACAAGGCUGCAAAGAAGGUUCGGGGCAGCGAUCCUCAAGUCGCUGCAGACCUGAAGAGCGGGAAAGCAAAGAUCGUUCCGAUGAAGAUGGUUUACACUGUGAAGCCACCGUCCGAAGAGGCUGUGAGUGAAGGCCAGUUGUACCGUCGCAAGGUCAGAAUCGUGGCGUGUGGUAACAUGAUGGCAGACAGUGGUGAAGAGACAUAUGCGGGAGCAGCUCCAGCGGAGGUGGUUCGGUCGUCGUUGUCGGUGGCUAGUAUGUAUGGAUGGGAUGCUGCUGUUCUUGACGUGACGGCUGCUUUUCUACAGACUCCGUUGAACGAGGUGCAGUGCAAACAAAGAAUCCUUGGGCAGCCUCCAAGGGCACUGGUUAGAGCUGGUCUUUGUCAUGAACAAGAAUUAUGGGAGUUCACUCAUGCUGUUUAUGGACUCCGCGAAUCACCGCGAUGGUGGGGUGAGUUCAGGGAUGCGAAGAUGGCUCAGCUCAACAUUGUGGUUGGAGCACGGAGAAUAAAGCUACUCCAGUGUCGAGUCGAAG
This is a messenger RNA of Symbiodinium sp. CCMP2456, 5341 nucleotides long. NCBI's taxonomy places the organism in Eukaryota, Dinophyceae, Suessiales, Symbiodiniaceae. The record is from the annotation of a GenBank genome assembly.